Messenger RNA from Sipha flava (yellow sugarcane aphid), 586 nucleotides. It is a transcript of the gene D1, whose product is annotated as high mobility group protein I. NCBI's taxonomy places the organism in Eukaryota, Metazoa, Arthropoda, Insecta, Hemiptera, Aphididae. Bases 184 to 534 code for a protein of 116 amino acids. The transcript is spliced from 4 exons. Gene Ontology annotation, molecular function: DNA binding. The record is from RefSeq and is a predicted model, not a curated record.
UUGUAGCCUAUAUGGAUAUACAUACCUUUUCAUUCGUGAGUUUCAAACCUUCAAAUUCUCAACAAAGGCGUGCGUUCGCCCUAGCCAACAUCGCUUCUUUUUUACCGAGUCUAGUAACUAGUUACUAAAUCAUUUUAUGAUUUUAACUAAAUUAAUUAAUAUAUCAAUUGAAAAACAAUCAAUAUGUCUGACAAUGGUGUUAUUGCUGAAAAGAGGAGUCGUGGAAGACCUGCUAAAGCAGUUGAUGCAAAUGACAAGGAAGUGAAAGAGGUAAAAAAGCGUGGUAGACCUGCUGUUAAACAAGACUCUCCUGUAAAAUCAGACAAAGUUGAAAAGAAGAUCGAAAAAGAAGGUGAAGAUGAUGAACCAAUUGCUAAGAGAGGGCGAGGAAGGCCAAAGAAAGGUAGCCAAGGCAGCAAAUCUAAGGCUAAAAUUACAGCAACAGGAAAAGGACGAGGCAGGCCACCUGGAAAAAAAGUAGAAAAAGAAGAAUCUGCUGAAGAAAAUGACGAAGAAGAAGAAGAUGAAGAUUAAAUUUGUAUUAAUCAUGUAUCAUAAAAUAUACUUCGCCAUUAAUUAUAACUUU